UAGGGUUUGUGCUGGAUGUAAAACUCCACUUGGACAUGGACAGUUUCUCAGUUGUAUGGAUUCUGUUUGGCACCCUCGGUGCUUCAGGUGCUCAGCUUGCAGUGAGCCAAUAUCAGACUCUGAGUACAUGAAGAUCAUCCAUACCACAGUACCUGCUACAAGGAGAAUUUUCAUCCAAAAUGUGAUGUUUGCAAGAACUUUGUAAGCAACCGGUGUUUCAAGUUUAUGAAUUCGAACAAAUAAAAAUGGUUUAAUUGAAUACCGGGCCCAUCCUUUCUGGAUGCAGAAGUAUUGUCCUUCGCAUGACAAUGACGGUACUCCUAGGUGUUGCAGUUGUGAACGAAUGGAGCCAAAGGAUAUCAAGUACAUAACAUUAGAUGAUGGCCGGAAGCUCUGCUUGGAGUGUCUAUAUACUUCAAUAAUGGACACAGACGAGUGCCAACCAGUAUACAUUGAUAUCCAGGAAUUCUAUGAGGGUUUGAACAUGAAAGUAGAGCAACAGAUCCCCUUGCUUUUGGUUGAACGUCAAGGUUUAAAUGAAGCCAGGGAAGUAGAGAAAAUGGGGCAUCACCUUCCUGAAACCAGGGGUCUCUGCCUAUCGGAAGAGCAAAUUGUCAGAAUGAUAUCGAGACGACCAAUAAUUGGACCAGGAAGCAAAAUGAUAGACAUUUCUACAGCACCAUACAAACUAGUUCGGCGGUGUGAAGUGACUGCAAUUCUUGUACUAUAUGCUUUGCCAAGACUGCUCACAGGCUAUAUUCUAGCUCAUGAGAUGAUGCAUGCAUACCUUCGACUUAAAGGAUACCGAAUCCGUAAUCCAGAGGUUGAAGAAGGCAUCUGUCAGGUCCUAGCUCAUCUCUGGCUUGAGUCUGAAAUCGUGUCAGGUUCAAGCAGUAGCAUUGCAACCACAUCUGAAGCAGCAGCUGUAGCAGCAGAAGCAGCAGUAGCAGCAGAAGCAACAGCGACACCUUCUUCAACAUCUUCCUCGGCGAAAAAGGGUGAAAAGACUGACUUUGAGAAAAAACUUGGAGAAUUCUUCAAGCACCAGAUCGAAACAGAUCCCUCUGCAAUAUAUGGAGAUGGGUUUCGAGCUGGCAUUCGAGCAGUUGAACGAUAUGGCUUGAGAGGUACCCUUGAUCAUAUCAAGCGGUCAGGUUCUUUUCCAAGUUGAGGCAGGGGCAUCUUCAGUUUGUGAGCAUGGGGCAUAUCCUAUAUGGAGAUGGGUUUCGAGCUGGCAUUCGAGCAGUUGAACGCUAUGGCUUGAGAGGUACCCUUGAUCAUAUCAAGCGGUCAGGUUCUUUUCCAAGUUGAGGUAGGGUUUUGCAUCUUCAGUUUGUGAGCAUGGGGCAUAUCCUAUGAGGGCUUUUUGGUUCAGAGUUAGGCAUACCAGCAUAAGAUGACAGAUAGAAGACAGAAAAAUGAGGGUUUAGUCAUCAUAUACCAUAAAUUACAGAGAUCUUUUCUGUUGUGCUUUAGAUAUGAAUUUGCCAUGAUAGCAAGCAUGAGAAACCUUUGGCUGGCAGUCUCAUUUUAUGAUUGUGUGCACAAUGUAAAUAUUCGAUAUACAAAAAGAAAGUUGAAUGUAUUUUGAUGUUUGAAAGCAAUGCCUUUCUGUAUGUGUGUA
Molecule: messenger RNA, 1624 nt
Organism: Triticum dicoccoides
Lineage: Eukaryota; Viridiplantae; Streptophyta; Magnoliopsida; Poales; Poaceae
Product: protein DA1-related 1-like
Exons: 8
Coding region: 281-1171 (296 amino acids)
Molecular function (GO): ubiquitin binding
Source: RefSeq, a predicted model, not a curated record